Messenger RNA from Acanthopagrus latus (yellowfin seabream), 3297 nucleotides. RefSeq names its product galactosylgalactosylxylosylprotein 3-beta-glucuronosyltransferase 1. The transcript is spliced from 8 exons. Gene Ontology annotation, biological process: chondroitin sulfate proteoglycan biosynthetic process; carbohydrate metabolic process. Bases 772 to 1785 code for a protein of 337 amino acids. Gene Ontology annotation, cellular component: Golgi membrane. Gene Ontology annotation, molecular function: galactosylgalactosylxylosylprotein 3-beta-glucuronosyltransferase activity. NCBI's taxonomy places the organism in Eukaryota, Metazoa, Chordata, Actinopteri, Spariformes, Sparidae. The record is from RefSeq and is a predicted model, not a curated record.
AAAAGGGGAAGGGGCGGGAGCUGAACGGGGACAGCGGGAAGGUAAAGUGGGAUGAGGAUAAGAGGAGAGGAAGAGCGACGGGAGGAGAGUAGAAUAGAGGGAGGGGAGGGUCGAGUGCCAAGUACGAUGCCCACCCCUCUCUCUUCUCCCCCACAUCUCGUCAUGUACACCUGUAAGCCCCCUUCAUUCGCUCGGGGAUGCAGCGCGCACGUCUGAGCGGCCGUGACGCCGGCGGGACGCUGACGGCGGCAGAGAGUGUUUCCGAAUCUGCCUUGAUGAGAUCGCUGUGAGCGCGGAGACAGAGGAGAGGGCGACACGCUGGGAAGUGGAUGCUGAGCUGCUCCCAUCUACGGUUAACGGGGCUGGCACUGAGGACGCGACCCUGCCCGAGGAUUGGAUAGCACCCGCCGGAUGCCGUGAACGAAAUCCGCUAGUUGUCACCCCCAACUCUGCUGCUCGUAUGUGCGCCAAACACCCUUUCCUACGCCAGGAAGAGAACUUGAUGGAUCCCUCUGUUCAUCGCUGCUGACACAUCAAGGCCCGGCAACAGGACCUCCACCAUUAACACAGCACAACAGGAUUAGGCUGUGUGUCGGAAAGUGGAUCAUAACUAAUUUAUGACUAAUCAACUCGACUGAACCACCGAUACACACAGUCCCAGUCUUUUCUCCAGGCCUCUUCAUACAGAUCCUACAGCAUCGGCCUAUUGAGGCGACCAUGUGCGUUGGCUAUAAACAUAGGUAGUGACAUGACUCAGGCCUGACCCUGGAGAUGCCGAAGAGACGAGACAUCGUCGCCAUUGUGUUGAUCGUGUUGCCUUGGACACUGCUCAUCACUGUUUGGCACCAGAGCACCAUCACUCCUCUGCUCGCUACUCGAAAGGGUACAGAUGACAGACGCGAUGGUCGCUCCAACUCCAGGAAUACUUUCGCGUUCAAGGAGUCCUGCUCCCUUCAGAACCGGGACAUCGUGGAGGUGGUGCGCACCGAGUACGUCUACAGCCGCCCUCCGCCCUGGUCUGACGUCCUGCCCACCAUCCACGUCAUCACUCCCACCUACAGCCGGCCGGUGCAGAAGGCAGAGCUAACACGUCUGGCCAACACCUUGCUGCACGUCCCCAACCUGCACUGGAUCCUGGUGGAGGACUCCCAGAGGAGGACCACUCUGGUCAGCCAUCUCCUUCAAGAGACUGGACUUAACUACACCCACCUCAACGUGGAGACGCCAAGGAACUACAAGGUACGCGGGGACACUAGGGACCCCCGGAUACCGCGGGGUACCAUACAGAGGAACUUGGCUCUGCGGUGGCUCCGGGAGACCUUCAGCCCCAACAGCAGCCAGUCUGGGGUCGUCUACUUCGCGGAUGAUGACAACACGUACAGUCUGGAGCUGUUUGAGGAGAUGCGUUCCACCAAAAAGGUGUCAGUGUGGCCCGUGGCCUUUGUGGGCGGCCUACGGUACGAGUCCCCUAAAGUGAACACCUUGGGGAAGGUGUACGGCUGGAAGACUGUAUUCGACCCACACCGCCCGUUUGCCAUAGACAUGGCUGGUUUUGCAGUGAAUAUGCGCCUCAUUCUGUCGAAACCUCAGGCUUAUUUCAAGUUACGGGGCGUGAAGGGAGGUUAUCAGGAGAGCAGCUUAUUAAAGGAGCUGGUCACUCUCAGUGACUUGGAGCCUAAAGCUGCUAACUGCACUAAGGUAUUAGUAUGGCACACACGGACGGAGAAGCCUGUGCUGGUAAAUGAGGGCAAGAAAGGAUUUACAGACUCUAACGUGGAGAUAUGACAUACUUCAUCUGACACAGAGGAAGGCAUUUCUCUACUGGAUUCUCUCUGGAUUCAAACCCAACCUCACAGCGCCUUAAAGCAGUAGUCAGGGUCAAAAACACUUAUCACUGCACAGUAGCUGUACUUCACCGCGGCUUAGAAAUGGAGGCACACCUGUCCACCCCAGGAGACAGCACAAGGCCAUGUGCGUGAAGCGACCACAGAGUAUCAAAGCACAACUGCGCAAAAAAAACAAAAAAAAAAAAACAAGCUGGCCCGUCCUGCCCGGAGCACUGGCUGAUGCGAGACGCUGGCGGGAGUUGCCAGAGGGAGCUUGCCCGCCGAGGUCUCCUCGGAGAGCUGGGACAAAGGAUGUUGCGCGAUUCAAACCGCAGGAAGAGAUGGCACGGCGAGCAAUAAAGGGCCCUCUGAGCGCAGACAACACCAGCCAACCAUCCAAUUAGCAUUAAAUUGGACCCUUUUGUUCUGAAGCGAGCUGGCUGACGGGCACAGGGCUGCACAGAGGAAUAAAGGGGGUCCUUGUUCUGAGUGAGUCAGCACUGACUGACUGACAGACUGCAUUGAGGGGAUCUGAGCCCUCCCCACUUGUACUGUACAACAGCGAGCUAUUUAGAUAGCACCCUGAACCCAGCACUAAUUAGGAGUCCCGUGACUCCUCAGCACACAUCCACACAUGCUCAGCUGUCGCGCUGCACACGGCGAACACACACAGGCACCUCACGCACUGAGAGGCACGGAGCGAUGAUUUAUUACAGUGGAACAGCACCGUCCUCUCUUGCACUCACUCACCCCACGCUCCUGAUAUGCUGUAACUAAACUGAAGCGUACUCAUAUUUAAGAGAAUAUUCAGUAUUCCCAGGCGCCUGACUUUAACAGGCUUCUUCAUAAGCUAAUUAAGAGUAAACGGAACGGUUUUCUCAGCAGAGUUAUUUAUUGUUUCGCAGUAAUUGGUGCCAUUCACCUGUUGAUUGUGAGCUACGCUCGGGAGACUCAAUGGGAUAUGAGGCCAUUACUGUGUAAUGUGCAUCCGUUCAAAAGGCUGUAUUACACAAUCUAAUUAUUCCCACCAUGGAUGGCUGGAUUGCAAGUGAUGAUUUCAUACCCCAUCGACUUCCAGUGGAACUGCUUAAAAUGCUAAUGCUCUCAGGCUCGGUGGCUGGUAAAAGUUUGGUCAGUUAUUAAUGUUACAGGCAUCUGAGACCUUUCAGAGAAGGCUCUGAUACUGCUACAAUGCUGCUUAUGUUUCAGUCGAAUCACUCCUGCCUCAGCUCAGAUCGUCUCAUAAGCUCGUUUGAUUUUUUUAAAAAUUUAUUUUACAGGCUAAGAUGUGCCCUUUUUAAAAAAAACCACAUCAACUAUAACUGCCUAACAUCCCUACGCAGAAAUUAUUACUAUUUAACUGGAAAAUCCAUGGGUAAGAGGAUAUACUUGGUAUUUCUUCUCAAUGUGUAAAAAGUCACUGUAACUAAAGGUACUGUAUGUACAUAGCUAUAAAAUGUUCCCAUAUGAA